This is a messenger RNA of Paramisgurnus dabryanus, 2286 nucleotides long. RefSeq names its product syntaxin 17 (gene stx17). The record is from RefSeq and is a predicted model, not a curated record. Gene Ontology annotation, biological process: intracellular protein transport; exocytosis; vesicle fusion. Lineage: Eukaryota; Metazoa; Chordata; Actinopteri; Cypriniformes; Cobitidae. Gene Ontology annotation, molecular function: SNAP receptor activity; SNARE binding. Gene Ontology annotation, cellular component: endomembrane system; autophagosome membrane; SNARE complex.
CCGUCGGACACAUUUCAGGGUUGCACACGCAGCUGAAAGCGAAACCUUUGUUGACAAUACAAAACUUAGUGAUAUCGAAAAACAUCACAGAUAGCAGGAUAUCUUUGUUUACUGUUUUGUUUGAAAGACUGACUAUCAAUGGACGCCCCAAGCCUUUGACCCUUCAAAAGUGGUCAUAAGAGACAGCCAUGAUGGUGGAGGAAGCUGGUAAGCUUCCACUCCGGCGCCUGGAGUCACCCAUACAGAAAUUCACUAAAGUGGCCAUCCCCACUGACCUACAGAGGCUGCACCAACAUCAACACAACAUAGAAAAGUUUCAGAGAAGCAAACAAUGGGAUAAACUGCACCAAGAGCACAUCAACUCCAGCCGCACUGUUCAGCAAUUGCGAUCCAACCUGCGGGAGAUGGAGAAGCUGAGUGCGCGUGUCUGCAGUGCUGAUGCCGAAGCCCUUGAGAAUCUUGUUCAGCCAAUCAGAGAUCAAGCCUCGACUGCCAUUGAAGAGUUUCUUAGGAUUCACUCAGAUGUUGUCAAUAGGCCCUGCAUCCAAGAAAGCACAGACUUGCAUAUUGCCUCAAAUACUUCGCACAGUGAUGGUGACACCGAUGUUCCUGAUUCCCCUGUCUUUCAAAAUCAGCUGCUCCUGCCAGAAAUCCCUGCAGAACAGAAUGCUGCGGAAUCGUGGGACUCUUUAGCAGAGGAUCUGGUGGAGCUGAGCGGUUUAGUGAAUGAGUUUUCUGCCGUUGUCCAUUCUCAGCAGGAGAAGAUUGACAGCAUCGAGGCGAAUGUUAGCAUAGCAGCCGCUAAUGUGGAGGAGGGGACCCGGAGCCUGGGGAAGGCGGCCCGUUCGAAGCUGGCGGUUCUGCCGGUAGCCGGUGCAGUGGUGGGGGGAGUAUUAGGAGGUCCGCUUGGACUGUUAGCAGGGUUUAAAGUGGCAGGGGUGGCCGCUGCCGUUGGGGGCGGACUGCUCGGAUUCGCCGGGGGCAACCUGAUCCAGCGAAAGAGGAAAGAACGAAUUGACGUGCAGCUGCAACAGCUUAAGAGCAACAACAACGGUAAUAACGACCACGAACAUGCUCAAUAACACACACAGCAGAUUUGUUUUUCUAGACAGAGGAGAUGGCGACCCACACAUUUUCAGAAAAAAAACACCAUACCCUCAACAUACAUAACACACAAAAAAACAUUACAACCACAACUCCUACACGCAAUGCAAUGCAAACAUGCACUUGCAUGACAACAUGCUGCACCAAGUGGACUUGGCUAUAGUUUUCUUUAUGUUAAACCGCCUUAAUACCUAUGCCAAAACAAAGAAGGCCUUAUUCUUUCUGAUCUUUUGCCAAAUUGCUGAUUUUACAUUUGUAGCAGUAAUGCAAAUAAUUUUUGUUUAAGGGUUUGUGUGCAUUAUUAAUCAUUUUAAUAAUUGCUGUGAUAUACAAUGCAAUGUAUUACUGUAUACCGUAUACAGGAGCAAUCUCGAAUAGGGUAUCUGGAGAGAUAGCUUUUUUGUAACAUUAACAGUUAUGUAAUGCAAUAACUAUGACAGAUUUCUUUUUGGUUAUUUUUGUUAUUGGGUAGGUAUAAUUGAAAUGUUGGAUGUUAUAUAAAUGAUAAGAUAAUCUCAUAAUGAUGAAUCACCGCAUUGGAUGUGAAUGAAAACUAUGUGCAGUAAUAGCCUAUUUAAUUUCUGUAUGCUGUAACACUUCAUUAACAAUGUACAUUUAUGAAAUAUUUUAAAGCAACUCUCUGCAGCCUUCAAAGGUCUUUGUGCACAAUCACUGGUUAAUAUUGAAAAACACUUAUUUUGCCUUAAUUGUGACAUUUUUAAGAUUAGUAAACAUUUCUGAUAUUUAAGAGUAUCUCAAGCUGCUUAAAAUGUUUUAUUGUAUUAUAACACUUUUUGUAAAUAUGAUAAGCCAUGGUAAUAAAUAAUCAAUAUAAAACAACAUAAUGUUAUUAUUUAUAUACCAAUAUAUAUGGCAUUGAUGCACUACAAAAAAUAUUUUACUGCAUUCAUUUAAGGUAGCCCACAAUCAUUUGUCUUCACAGGUCAUUUUAACUUAUUUUUUUAAAUUUUGAACAGUUUCUGUAACUUAUAAAAAUAAUGUUGAAACUUUGAUUGUACUUAACAAUUGAAGGCAGCUAAAAAAAAUUUAUUUAGAGUGUGGCAUUUUUUUAUUAUAUAAGUUAUAAUAAAAGAUAAAAGUCACAAUUAUAAAUAAUAGCUCCACAUUAUAGAAAAGAGUUUGUGAUGGUGUACAAAAGGUGAUGUUCAGGUACAGCUCAGG